Molecule: messenger RNA, 2862 nt
Organism: Pistacia vera
Lineage: Eukaryota; Viridiplantae; Streptophyta; Magnoliopsida; Sapindales; Anacardiaceae
Product: protein argonaute MEL1-like
Exons: 22
Coding region: 1-2862 (953 amino acids)
Biological process (GO): regulatory ncRNA-mediated post-transcriptional gene silencing
Cellular component (GO): cytoplasm
Molecular function (GO): RNA binding; protein binding
Source: RefSeq, a predicted model, not a curated record
AUGAAAAGUCAAGCUAGUGGUUCACGCGGCGGCUCGCAGCCGUCAGCUCAGCCAAUAAGAGCCGGCCGAGGACGAGGCAGCGACGGAGCUCGUCCUCCGGCGAUGCCUCCUUCAACGCACGUGGCCGGCCCUAGCUCCUCUUCCUUUUCUCGGACGAGCCGACUCGGCUCCGAGCUUGAUCAACGGCUCACUCUCCAAGCUCAAGAGCCGCAAGUAGCUCCCGCUCCCGCUCCUAAACCACAGACAGCGGCCUCUUCGAAAGCGUUGAAAGUGAAAUUUGCUCCGAGGCCCGGUUACGGUACAUUUGGCGCUCGCUGUGUCAUCAGAGCUAACCAUUUCCUGGUUGAGCUCGAAGACAGAGAUCUCUACCACUACGAUGUUUCAAUAACACCUGAGGUCACGUCAAGAGGAGUUAACAGGGCUGUGAUGAAAGAACUGCUGAAUGUAAAUGGGAAGACACACUUUAAUGAUCGCAAGCCUGCAUAUGAUGGCAGGAAGGGGUUUUACACUGCUGGAGCUUUACCUUUUACCUCAAAAGAUUUCGUGGUCAAAUUGAUUGACAAAGAUGGAACAGGAGCUACAAGGAGGAAGGAUAGGGAAUUCAAAGUCAGCGUGAAGCUGGCUUCUAAAACUGUUAUUAAUCACUUGCGGCAGUUUCUACAAUGUAAGCUGGAAGAGGCACCGCAUGAAACUAUACAAGUCCUUGAUGUGGUUCUUAGGGAAACUCCUUCCAAAACUUGUACUGUUGUUGGGAGGUCAUUUUUCUCUUCUAAGUUGGGCCAGAAAAGUGAGAUUGGUUUUGGUGUUGAAUGCUGGAAGGGAUUUUAUCAGAGCCUUCGCCCUACCCAGAUGGGAAUGUCCUUGAACAUGGAUGUGUCAGCCACAUCUUUUUAUGAAUCUAUUCCUGUCAUCAACUUUGUGGUUAAAUAUCUCAAUCUUGGAGAUCCAAUUAGAGCAGCCUCAAGGACUUUCUCGGACAGUGAUCGUAUCAAGUUGAAAAAAGUUUUGAGAGGAGUUAAAGUAGAUGUUCUUCAUGGAGAAGCAAAGCGUUACAAAAUUACAGGCAUCACAUCUGUACCAACGAACAAGUUGACAUUUGCUUCUGGGGAUAAGAAACAGGAGUUCGUUGUGCAUUAUUUCCAAGAGAAAUACAAUAUCUCACUUCGCUAUGCUUCCUGGCCAUCACUUCAGUCUGGAAAUGAUUCAAAGCCGAUUUUUCUGCCUAUGGAGCUGUGUAAGAUUGUUGAAGGGCAGAGAUACUCAAAAAAGUUAAAUGAGAGACAGAUCACAGCCCUGUUAAGAGAGGCCUGUAAGCGCCCUAGAGAGACGGAGGAGAGAAUUCGGAAGAUUGCUAGUUUUAAUGACGCUGAAAGUGAUAAGUUAGCUAAAGAAUUCGAAGUUGAUUUGAAGAAAGAAUUUGGAGUUGAUGUGAAAAAAGAAUUGGUAACCAUAUAUGCCCGAGUGCUUCCACCACCUGUGCUCAAGUACAAUGAUUCUGGAAAAGAUAGGACAAUCAGGCCACAUAUUGGGCGGUGGAACAUGAUCAAUGCGAAAAUGUACAACGGUGCUGCAGUGAAGUUCUGGACAUGUUUGAAUUUCUCGAGUUUGAAUACACAAGUAGCUUCAAGCUUCUGUCGGGAUUUAAUUGGCAUGUGCCGCAGCAAGGGGAUGGAUGUGAAUCCUUGUCCUAUACUUCCGAUCUGGUCCAGUUCUCCCUAUCAGAUAGAGAAUGCACUAUCUGCUGUUCACAGAGCUUGCUGUGAUGAACAGAAACCUCUUGAGCUGUUGAUUAUCAUCCUCCCUGAUUUCACUGGAACUUAUGGUAGAAUUAAAAGAGUUUGUGAAACAGAGCUUGAUAUAGUUUCUCAGUGCUGUCAACCCAAGCAAGCUAGGAAGUGUAACCCACAGUACCUUGAAAAUGUGGCCUUGAAGAUUAAUGUGAAGUCUGGGGGGCGAAAUACCGUGUUAGAGGAUGCCAUCCAAAGGCGAAUUCCUCUUCUGUCCGACAUUCCCACGAUAAUCUUUGGUGCUGAUGUAACCCAUCCACAACCAGGAGAGGAUUCUAGCCCUUCAAUAGCAGCGGUUGUGGCAUCAAUGGACUGGCCAGCAGUCACCACCUAUAGAGGCCUUGUUUCUGCCCAGAACCAUAGAGAGGAAAUCAUUCAAGAUCUCUAUAAAAUUGAACAGGAUCCUAAAAAAGGAUCAGUUCAUUCUGGGAUGAUUAGGGAACUGCUGUUUGCAUUCAAGAGAUCCACAAAUCACAAGCCAGGAAGGAUUAUCUUCUACAGAGAUGGUGUCAGUGAGGGUCAAUUCAGUCAAGUGCUGCUCUGUGAGAUUGAUGCUAUUCGAAAGGCAUGCCAAUCUAUAGAAGAAUCGUACCUACCGCCAAUUACCUUCAUCAUAGUGCAGAAGAGACAUCAUACUCGCUUCUUCCCAACAAAUUCUGCCCAAACAGACAAGAGUGGCAACGUCCUACCUGGAACUGUGGUCGAUAGGAUGAUAUGUCACCCAUCCGAGCAUGAUUUCUACCUCUGCAGCCAUGCUGGAAUUCAGGGAACAAGUCGGCCUGUCCAUUACCACGUUCUCUAUGAUGAAAACAGAUUUAAUGCUGACACCUUGCAGAUGCUCACCAACAGCCUUUGUUAUACCUAUGCAAGGUGCACAAGGUCUGUCUCAGUUGCUCCUCCCGCGUACUAUGCGCACUUGGCUGCAUUCAGAGCAAGAUACUACAUUGAGGGAGAAGGCGGUGGGGGAUCUGACAAUGGAUCCGGCAAAGGAUCUGGUGUCCGGAAGGAAGCUGCUCCUGUUCGGCCUCUUCCUCCUAUCUGCCCCAACGUCAAGAAUGUUAUGUUCUAUUGUUGA